Molecule: messenger RNA, 929 nt
Organism: Quercus robur (English oak)
Lineage: Eukaryota; Viridiplantae; Streptophyta; Magnoliopsida; Fagales; Fagaceae
Exons: 2
Coding region: 221-697 (158 amino acids)
Source: RefSeq, a predicted model, not a curated record
AAAGAAAAAACAUUUUCACCUAAUAUAUCUCCGCUGAUAAUGAUCUUAUCAGUAAGAGUAAAGAGUAAGAGUGAGUUCCAGUAACAUCACGGCAAGAAGCAAGCUAGGAAUCUCCUUUUGAUCAGUUUCUGAAAGUUUUAACUACUAACUGUCUAGGAUACGCCAGCCUAAUUCGCUGUGUUUCUAUACUUUGUAUCACCGAGCGAGCGAGCGAGCAAGCAUGGCUUUCAGGUCUACGAGUAUUUGGAAACGGAUGGUGAGUGGUUUAGGAGGAGGACGCGCAACAUAUGCGACCUCAACUUCACCAAAACUCAAGCCUUUUGCUCCAACUGCAGAUUUCGCGCAUGAUGGGAGUGUUGCAGUGAAGAAGGGUGACUUUGUGCCUGUGUAUGUGGCCAUUGGGAUGAUAACGCUGUCGAUGGGUCUGGGGAUCUACACCGCAACGCAACACCUGGUGAACGACCCAACAGUGCGGGUCAAUAAGAAAAGAAGAGAGACCAUUCCUGAGGUGGUUGAGCCUGAGCGUGUGGUGAAUGAGGCCGAGAAGUAUGCCAAGAAAUCAUGGUUUAGGAAGGUGGCUCACAUUCAGGAGUUCAACCAUGUCAUACCUGAUGAUACCAUCCGUAAAGAUAUUUACGCAAACCGCCCUCGCGUUGAGACUCUUCAGUCCGUUGGAAUUGAUCCAAAACAGCUUUAAAUUUAAUUACUACUUAUAUUAGUAUUAAUCUUUUGGUUUCUCCAUCAGUAAAGUAGUAAUCAGCUGUAUGUUUUUAAGUUAUUUCUGCUUCGACUUCGACGACUUGGGACUGAAGGGUAUACCACUAUCAAUCAAUCCUUGUAAAUUGUAAUAGUGUUGGUUUGUUGGCUGCUGCUCCUAUGAUAUUGUAUAUAUCCACUGAUAUACAGAAGUACUAUUAACAUUGUUCUAA